Molecule: messenger RNA, 8260 nt
Organism: Haplochromis burtoni (Burton's mouthbrooder)
Lineage: Eukaryota; Metazoa; Chordata; Actinopteri; Cichliformes; Cichlidae
Gene: ddah1
Product: dimethylarginine dimethylaminohydrolase 1
Exons: 6
Coding region: 6816-7361 (181 amino acids)
Biological process (GO): positive regulation of nitric oxide biosynthetic process; arginine metabolic process
Molecular function (GO): amino acid binding; dimethylargininase activity
Source: RefSeq, a predicted model, not a curated record
AUGUCCUUCUUUUUUUUUUUUUUUUUUUUUCUUUUUUCCACAACAAACAUGUAUUACUGCUGGAGAUUUGUAUGGAAGAUCCACGACUGAACAGGAAUGCAUCUUUGCACUUGUUGAAAUGUUCGCUAAUCAUAAACUGAUGAUAAUCAUCACUCUGUCAAUGAUGAAUGCUUCACGUGUCUUCGCUUAAUUUUUGGUUCAUCCGUCACAGCCUGGAACAAAUACUUCUGUCUCUGUAUGAACUUCUCCUGCUCUCUGCCUCUUUGGAAAGGCCCGCCCAUUGGUCUUUGAUGAAAGUGAUAUAUCUCAGGCGCCCUUUUUCCUCCAGAGCCGCCCUCUCUGAGUUAGCACUUUUUUGGUCUCCAUUAUUUAGUCUGACUAAUGCGGUUUGCAGAAUACUUUUUAAUUGUGCCGCCGUACAAGGCAUACUAGAAAUUGAAUUUAACAGCGAGUGAAUCUUGGCCGAUGUAAUGAGAUAAUCUCAGCAUUUGAACAAUAUGUGGCCCUGUUGCUGUGCCUUAUUGUCAUGUUUCUGAGUAGAAUGAUACCAUCACCACUCCUAUUCCCAAAAGAGGAAUUGCAUGACACUCCUCAAUUGUGUGAGCAAUUUAAAGUAAGUGGAUGCCAAUCUAAUGAUGCAGUUAAUUAGAGGAUUCAAGAAGAUGACAUUCAUUAUGCACUGGAUGCUUUCUGAGCAGAAAUGCUGUCAGCCAGUGAGUUCACGUGAUUCCAUUCCAACCAUGAGACAAUAUCAAAAGUCUGCUUAGAGCCACAGAGGUUUAGGGUGUCAGAAUUAAUUGGUAAUAAUUUAUGUAUUUCACAAACGAUUUGCUUAAAGUAGAUCUGCAUUACCAUUGGACUUCAGUUAGCUGAAUCUGCUUUGGCCUUUCACUAUGAGUGUUUGAUCCUUUUUUGGUUGACAUUACUGUACCGUCCAAAAAGUCUUGCGUUACACCUUAUUCCUUUGUAUUUUGCUUCCAAGCUGCUAUAUCGGUGUAAUUUUUAAAGUGGUCUUAAAAAUAUGUUUUUUUUUUUCUUUGGACUUUGGCUGUUUUUUUCCCCUUAUUUUCAGUCCAGUCUUGUAUCUGAACAGUUUCAAGGGAUCCUUUUAAAUUGUUAAGUCACUGACCUAUGAAUCAUUUAAACAUAAACACCAAUUUCAUGGGAUCAUGUCAAAGGUAAGACAGUAUUACAGGCAUAAAAUAACAUUAUAGCACCAGCACGUCAAGAAGACGUGCCAGGCAUAAAGAAAAAACCUUGUGCAUCUUCAGCAGAUGAACAGCAUCUGAAAGUCUUGUUCUUAAGAAAUGGAUAAAAAUCCAGCAAAGAGAUGCAUCUGGCCCUUCAUUCAGUAAAUCUAUUAUUCAAGAAAGCCAUUUUUAAUGAAAAGACACAGGGUAAAGCCAGAGGAAUGCCAAAUUACACAAGAGCAUAACUGAAAAUCAACAGGUCUUGUGGAGUAUUGAAUCCAAAUUGGGAAAUUUUGGUUCAAUUCAUCACCAAUAUGUGCAAAGGAGGUCAGGAGAGAAAUACAUCAGCAAGGGUCUUUAGCCAUCUGAUUAACAACUUAAUUUUUCAAGAUGAAAAUGAUCUCAAGCUCAAUGCCAAUGCUGCAACAUUAUACGCCUUUCCCGUUUCUCUAGCAAAAUAUAUAGAAAUGAAGUGUGCUUCAAGGAUUCUGCACAGUACUGCAUAAUAUCAGGAUGUCACAUAGAUAUGCUGGAAAAAUAAGACUGGUAGCACGAAUCUUUUUCUUUUUGAAUUGAGCUCUUCGCAAUAACUGUGGCUAGGUGCUGCUAGUCCCGUUUCUGACAUACUCAGGCCAGAAAGCUAGCACAGCAAAGAAUCUAAAUUACAGAAAUGUUUCUUAAAGGAAAGGCCUCAGCUGAUAAUUAGAGUAUAGGUUCACCUCCAAUUUCAGCUUCUUUCUUUAGUUAAUCAUAUGCACAGUGCAUUCCAGGUCAUGCACUAGCUGUAUAAAGGCUAGAGUGACUGAAGCAGACAGUAAAUGCUGUUUCCUGCUUGGUGGUCUGCAUGAAUUCUUAUUAUUUGUCUUUAUUCAAGUAAACAUGAUUAUACCGUGUGCAUUUAUUCUCAGACAGAGGAGGUGAUACGCUGGUGUCUGCCGAACACGGGUGAGUCAGGAGAGGGUAGGAGGGUAGAGGACAUGAUGGGUGAGAUCGGCUGUUAACUCUCACACUGCGUGUUUGAGUUUUAUCUAUUCUUUGUGCUGCUAUUAUACAUGCUGCAUUUAUCUGUGUUUUCUAUCCUAUAGAUACAUUAGUGGAUGUUUAUAUUACAUUACAUUAAAUUGUCAAAAAUUCUAAUAAAGUCCUCAAAUGUGUAAGUCAUCCAUCCUGUUUCAAACACUUAAGAGUUUAAGUUUACUCUUGCAUGUAAUUGAGAACAGAUAUCUCUAAUACGGUCAUACACACAUAGCUCACGUCUGUGGAUGUGGGCACUGAAGCGCCAUCCAAUUCUUAUUCAAACCUUUUGUUUACAAGGGGCAUCCAAUCAGAAAAGUAAUGAAUUAAAAGUAGAAAAAAGGUUGUUUUUUUUUUCUGAUAAUGGAUAAACUGAAGGGUCAUAUCAGGUCCCAGUGUAAGGUAAACAAGGAUGCAAAGUUCCUUUUCAAACCAUGUAGUUUUCAUUAACAAACUUUUCUACAGAAAAAAUGUCUUAAAGAAUAGAAAUUUCCCACUUUAGAAAAUGCCAUUCAUCCCUAGGUUUGAAAGAAGUACUCUGUAAAGCUCAAUUUCUGGAGCACAAGUUUGAUCGUAGUCCUGUGGCUCGGGGCUAAAAGCAUGUCUGUACUCACCUUCAUGUUCACUGGUUUACUAAACAGUCGCAGUCACUGUUUCUGCCAACACCUCUGAUGUCAUCUUGCAUUUAUGUAAUUGAAAAGAGGAGUGCACAGACUUGAAGAAGAUUUCUCAGCCAAAAUAAUCAUUAACAGUUCUUAACUAUGUAUUUUCAUAGAUGCUUGAUUUAACGUCUGGUAAUGUGUGGUAAUGUCUGGCUGCAGUUUCUUUCUCCUUUUUUUGGACAUGUUCACAUACUGCACCUUUGUGUGUGAGAAAUCUGUGUAAUCUGUGCAAAUUAGGUUAAACAAGUAGUAGCAAGAGUGCUCCUAUAGCGCACCUAUGAGUUAUAUAGAUAACCCAUAUACCACAAGGCUACGCAGAGGCCUACAUGUGAACAUCCCCUCCCAGUCUAAAAAUAAACGAAUGAAUACUAGUAGCAAAUCUGUCUCAGUUUAGUUAGCCUAGAGUUUACACCCAGUUGUAAACUGUCUGUAUUUUAAUUCAUGAGGGUGCCUCUUGACCUUGACAAAGAUACUGCGCCUACCUCCUCUAAAAGUGUUCUUGACUUGGCUAAAUGGUUUUAGUUCUGUUUUUUAACCAUGGAAAUAAUUCUGUCAUCAUCCACUUCAGCUGUCUUCUGUGAUCUAGACGACCUUUUGGUGUUGCUGAGCUGGCCGGUGCAUUCCAGAUUGUUAAUUUGGCCACUCCUAAAGUUUUUGCUAUGUUUACUUUGUUUGUCUCUUGUGCUAACAUCUCUUCAGGCCUUUUAUUGUCAAUUACAGUGAAAAGCUAUAAAAUACAAACACCUUCAGAUAUCAUAUCUGCUUCAUUUGUCACAAGGGAACAAUUGUCCAUUUAGUUUUCAGCCUCUGACGAUCGGAGAGCACGUAUAAAAGUUAGUGCAAACUUUUGGUAAAGGCUUUGAAUUAAAGCUGAAAUCCUGCACUUUAAUCGCUUAAUGAAUGUUUAAAAUCCACCCUGAUAGUGUAGAAAGACAGAAAUACUUCAAUUGCGUCUUUUUCCAAACGAUUAUGGACCUAACUGUCUGUAUAUGCGUGUAUUCACAUGUGUGGCUGUAGCUCAUGUGGCAGAGCAGGUCAGCCACUAACCAGAGGUUGGUGGUUCGAUCCCAGGCUGCUCCAGUCUGCAUGCCAAAUAUCCUUGGGCAAGAUACUAACCCCAUGUUGCUCUCUGAUGCGUUCAUCGGAGUGUGAAUGUGUAUGAAUGGUAGAUACUUAGCACUUAAUACUCAGAAAAAAGUGCUUGUGUGAAUGGGUGUAAAUGUAUUAGUUGUAUAAAGCUUUGAGUGCUCAGAAAGAGUAGAAAAGCGCUAUAUAAGAACCAGUCCAUUUACCACAUGUGUAUGAUGGUGAGAAUUUGUAUGUGCGUGAUUGGUGUGGAGAGUGACGAGAUGUGUGUUGCCUCUUCUGUCUGCCCUCAGCUGUCACAGUGUGGUGUGAUGUCCGCUUUCAGUCAGUUCUCACGCCAAGGAUCAUACUGAAAACACACUCUUCUUCUAUGUUACCCUUCACACACACAGCACUCGCAGCGGCAGCCAAACUGUGUCACUGCUGAAAUGAUUUGUCGAAUAAUCCAGACAGUUAGCAAAUAAUUGACUCAUUAAAUUAUUUUUCUGCCAAACAUUUUCUAAUUGUCGGCUUCUCAAAUCGGGGGAAUCUUUCUUGUAGAAUUGAAAAUCUUUGAAUACGAUGGAUUCUUGUUUAUUUUUUAUUUCAUAUUUAAAAAAUGAAGGACAUUUUAUUUCUUGCUACAAUUAUUAAACCUUACACUGUCAGAUAAAGUGCUCUUUACAUUUAGACCCCUUUCUGUUGUCAGGCUGGGCGGAUGUUAAUGACACGGCCUUGAUUGCGUAGUCACACUGAUUGUAUCGCCUUAUACAACAGCCACAGUUAUGUGCAAGACAAUACAACAUGAAGUAUUGUAUGUUGUGAGUUUAACUGGUGUUCCUCCUAAAGUCUCUUAUGUUAAUUCUAGAAAGUAAACUCUUAUCAGUCUGGUCUCAAGCACUGAAGUAUGUGAGGUAUUGUGUCAUUGCAUAAAACACCCAAUUAACAUCAAGAAUGGUUUAAGUAGGGGUUGGAGCCAGCAUCAAUAUAUUUCACACGGGUCCAUAAGGAAGAUGUAAAAAUGUUUAAAAGCAGUCAGUAAACAACAAAUGUUGCCAUGACCACUUCAUCUCAUAACUUUAUGCUGGGGUCCACCAAAGAGAAAACAUAUUAUUAGAUGCUGAAAAGAUGAAUGUGACUGGAAGGAGAUUUUAUGUGCACAGUAAAGUUUAGCAGUAACCCCCUGGUAUAUUGAAUAUUAGCUUGUUGUGAAUGGGUCUGCACCUCAUUGUUCUUUACGUAAAAUCCGCAUUAGCUGUCUCUGCUCACAUAGGUCUGCCCACCUACUGUUAUUUCUCAAUAAUCCCUGCAGAUAGAAAAGAAAAGAAAAGCACUACACGCUACAUAGCUGGUUAGCUUCCUAUGGGGCAGUGUGUGUGUGUGUGUGUGUGUACGCAUCCUUGUGUGUGCAAGAGAAGGUGUUCAAGUUCAGAGCCGUGAAAAUUGUUACAUUUGGGCCACGGCAUGGCCAGUGUUAGUUACAUAAGACCCCCCUUUCCAUUGUGCAACUGUGUUUAUUUGGUUUUCCAGCAAAUGCUUUGGUAAAGAGGUGAAUCUCGUAGAGAGGCUCAGGAGGAUACACAGGCCUCUGAGGUGGAGCAGAUGAAGUAUUUUGUUGGCACUGCACUUGGAAAAAAGACAUCAACAGUGUUGGGAAAUGCUCUGGGGACUGCAUGGGGAGGUGCUGCAUUUUUUUUUCUUUUACAUUCAUGUAGAGAAUGCUAUGCUAGUGCUCCUAUUGUGUAUAAUGUUUUCACUUUCCCUGUGGAAAGAAUUUUCGAAUUUCACUCCUGUGUCAAUCUGUGGCCAAAUACCUCACCUUUAUCUGAUCCUAUAUUGCCUCUGUUGGGUUCUUUUGAAGCUGCUGUAUGUUUAUACAGACUCCCUGUGCAGCCUGUGAAUACCUACACCCUUGCACAAUACUUGGAUUAUAUGAUGAUAGACACAGUAAAAAUGACAGCAGGCUGUGGUUCACCGCAGCUGAUGCUCCUUAAUUCAUGCGUGCAUUUUGGUGCACAUAUAAUUUGUAUCUUAAUGUUGUUACCAAGUAUUAAAUACAGCUGCCCUCAGCAAGCAGCAGGCAUGUUUUGCCUUUUGAAAUCACCUAGCAACAAAAUGCAGCUACAGGAAGUAAAAGUUGAUUGACUCCAGGGUUUCAAAAACAUCCUUUUUUUGUUGUUUUUAAAUCUCUGCUGUGGCCCGCGUCCACCCUUGGCAGCCCGGAGAGGUCGGUGUUUAGCGCGAAGGGGAAAUCGGCUCUGACAGAAUGACAAGGUUCUCCGCUUCUUAGUGCUUACCAUAAACUCAUCUAAUUGCUCUGAGGCUCCAAACCCACAAUAAGAAGUCAUCUGCUGGGGCCCACAGCAGUGGGAGGCUCCAGGAGACUUCCGGAAAACUGGGAAGAAAAAGCCUCACGCAUGUGACACACACACACACACACACACACACACACACACACACACACACACACACACUGAGCUUGUAAAUUUAUCAUUGACAAACAGAAACUUUUCCUCAUGCAGCUCCUUGUACAGACCCACGUUUGCUAUUGGCUAAUUCUCUUCUCCUUUGCAGACUUUUGAUGGGAUAGACUUAAACAUAUGUAUUUGCUUGUGUGUUUAUGUGUGUGUGCCAUCUUAUCUGUGUCAUUAGACCAGACACUGUGGGGGAGAAGUCACACCAGUCUGGCCGGUCUCUCUGCCUUACUGGAAACAGUCCUGGCAGGUGAUCACAGAUCAGGGGCUGCAGGGUCAGGAGGCAGACUGGGGAACUGGAAUCCUGUUGGCCAGCAGAGGAUGUUCAUAGCAGCUGGUUAUUCGACUGGAUCAGCACAUUAACCCUCCAGGAAGCAUGAUUGCCAGUAUCAGCUUUAAAGACGGAGGCAAUGAAAGGGGCUCUGAAGGAUUUAAAUCUGAACAUUGUGGAAAUGACUGAUGAGAAUGCGACACUGGAUGGAGGAGAUGUCCUUUUUACGGGUCGAGAGUUCUUCGUGGGACUUUCCAAACGGACCAAUCAGAGAGGAGCAGAGAUCUUAGCAGAUGCAUUUAAGGACUAUGCUGUUUCCACUGUGCCUGUGCUCGAAGGCCUGCACCUGAAGAGCUUCUGCAGCAUGGGAGGACCAGGCCUUAUUGUAAUCGGCUCCAGUGAACCAGCACAGAAAGCCCUCAAAAUAAUGCAGCAGAUGAGUGACCAUCGCUACGACAAACUGACAGUACCCGACGACCUCGCCGCCAACUGCAUCUACAUGAACCUGCCCAGCAAGGGACACGUGCUUCUACACUGCACAGCAGAGGAGUUUCCAGAGAGUGCAAAGGUGUUUGAGAAGCUGAAGGACCACAUGCUGAUACCCAUGUCCAACUUGGAGAAGGUCAAAGUGGAUGGAGCCCUAACAUGCUGCUCUGUACUCAUCAACAAGAAGGCAAACAUCUGAGCGGGGUUACUCGGGGUCUCUCAGUGCAUGGUAACCAAGCGGAGCCUUUAACUAAUCACCAUGGAUCCCAAGGUUUGACCAUCCUGGUAUACAGAGGAGGUGUAGGGAAGUUUAAUGUUGCUGAGGGGCAAAGGGAGUAAUCUGUCUACCCUUUCACUCCAAAACACUAAAAUAAAAUUAAAAGUUUGAAAGAAUAGUUCAGUUGAUUUAAAAUACAAUAUGUUUGUCAAAUUUUCUCCUUAUUAAUUCAUUUGUAUUUUCCAAUAGCAUAUGCUGCUUCACUUGUAUACAAGCUGUUGUCAUUAAUUACAAGUGUAUCUGAUAAAGACCUGAUCCCAGAUCAGAUUAGUCAACCAUGUGCCAUGUUGAAUUUCCCCUUUAACCUGCACAGCAGGUAGAACCACAUUAGUAGAACCACACUUACUUACUGUCCAGUGUUUACAACUCUGAACCACACAGAACAGAGCGCUGGCGACAAACCCAGUGGGACCUGUCAGCUGUUGUCUCUGUACAGUAUGGUCUUACCAACAUUUGACUUCAGAUGUAUUAAUAAUUCAGCUAAUUCAGACAUAAUUUGGGUACAAAUAAAAAUAAUACAAUUGAUAUGCAUUGUUUAUGGCCACCCUUUUAACUGUGAUUUAAUUUUUCUGUGUGUUUGCUUAUGUAAUGAAUUAUACACUAAUUCUUCAAGAACUGUGUUUUGGAGCAAGUCCUGCUACGAUGUGAUAUAAAAUCUCAAUGUGAUUGUUGCAGUUACACUUUUUUUUCCUCUUGUAUGUCAAAUUGCUUCUGUUCUAUGGUGGCCCUGAGAGGCCAAAUGGACUGCAACUUAAGAAAACACCAGCAAUAAGAAAAAUGCUUCAAAAGCACACAAAACACAACGGAAAUAGGAAAAACGA